AUGCAUAGCGUGGUCCCCAGACGCCAAAAAAUCGCCUCCGCAUGCAAAAAUGGACAGAUUAUGAUAUGGGAUGCAGCUACAGGCAUGCAAUUAGGAAAAACUUUGGUGCGGCAUAAACAGUGGAUCACGCAUUUGGCCUGGCAACCAAUGCAUAAGGACCCCAGUUGUAGGUUUCUCGCGAGUGCUGGUAAGGACGGUAAUAUUCUCAUCUGGGAUACCAUCAAGGGAACUGUGGAGCGUUCUCUCAGUGGUCACACAGCCUGCGUAACAAGCAUACGAUGGGGCGGUGAAGGACUAAUUUAUUCAGGAUCUCAGGAUCGUACUGUGAAGGUGUGGCGUGCUAGCGAUGGAAUAAUCUGCAGAAAUCUUACCGGUCAUGCGCACUGGAUCAACACUUUAGCGCUUAACACGGACUAUGCUUUGAGAACGAGCUGCUUUGAUCCAAAAACCGGUUGUAAGAGACCUGCCAGUGAGGAUGAGUGCCAAAAAACUGCUCUGCGACGAUACGAAGAAGCAUUGAAAGUGUGCGGUGGCGAACGACUUGUGAGUGGUUCGGAUGAUUUCACGAUGUUCCUGUGGAAUCCAUCUGAGUCCAAAAGCGCAAUUGCCAGGCUGACUGGUCAUCAACAGCUUGUGAAUCAGGUUAUGUUCUCGCCAGAUACUCGGUACAUAGCGUCAGCUUCCUUCGACAAGUCUGUCAAGCUAUGGUGUGGCCGAACUGGGAAAUUCAUUGCUUCGCUGAGAGGUCACGUCAAUGCCGUCUAUCAAGUGGCGUGGUCAGCGGAUAGCCGUUUGUUAGUCUCUGGAUCAGCUGAUUCUACACUUAAGGCUAGUUUUGUAUGGGAAAUCCGAAGCAGACGGCUACAUUUUGACUUACCAGGUCAUGGCGAUGAAGUAUAUACGGUAGACUGGAGUCCAGAAGGAACUAAAGUUGUCAGCGGUGGAAAAGAUAAGGUGCUUAAGUUGUGGCGGCAAUAG
Cooperia oncophora is the source of this 978-nucleotide messenger RNA. Lineage: Eukaryota; Metazoa; Nematoda; Chromadorea; Rhabditida; Trichostrongylidae. The record is from the annotation of a GenBank genome assembly.